Molecule: messenger RNA, 3756 nt
Organism: Sorex araneus (European shrew)
Lineage: Eukaryota; Metazoa; Chordata; Mammalia; Eulipotyphla; Soricidae
Gene: TMEM200A
Product: transmembrane protein 200A
Exons: 2
Coding region: 478-1950 (490 amino acids)
Source: RefSeq, a predicted model, not a curated record
CUAAACCUCUCAGCGAUGCUCUCGUGACCUCGCCCUCCGUCGACUCCGCGCUCUCUUCGGCGAUCACGCACCCCCAAAGCCGCUUUCCAGGAGCCUCUUUGCAGAGCAGAGCAGCGGGGCUGCUAGGCGGGGCGUCCCGGGUCUGUGGACUCUCCUGGCGGAGCGCAGAGCCGGCGCAGCCCACCAGGGGGACCCCCACCCGCCCAGGAGGCGUCUGAUAAGAAAGCGAGCGAGGGGCGUGGAGCCCGGGGUCCUUGCGGCGUCUGCUCCAAUAGAACCUGGCAGGGGCCGGGGCUCCCCCGCACUGCUCGGGGCACAGGCGGCGCGCGGGCCGAGGGCUCCAGGACUCCGGGUUCGGCUGGCGGCGGGAGGCGGGCGUCGCGGGAGGGUGUGUCGUUUGCACCUUCUGGCCUUGCGGCCCCGAGAGGAGCUGCUGCCGGCCGCUCUUCUUCUUCUCGACGAACAAAAGAUUGAGCUAUGAUCGCAACUGGUGGUGUGAUAACUGGCUUGGCCGCCCUGAAAAGGCAGGACUCUGCCAGAUCGCAGCAGCACGUCAAUAUCUGCCCAUCACCCACAGCCCAAGAGAAGAAACCAGUCAGGCGUCGACCCAGGGCCGAUGUAGUUGUUGUUCGAGGCAAAAUCCGGCUUUAUUCCCCAUCUGGAUUUUUUCUCAUCUUAGGAGUGCUUAUCUCCAUUGUAGGAAUUGCCAUGGCAGUUCUAGGAUAUUGGCCCCAAAAAGAACAUUUUAUCGAUGCCGAGACAACGUUGUCAACAAAUGAAACUCAAGUCAUUAGAAACCAAGGUGGUGUUGUGGUGCGCUUCUUUGAGCAACAUUUGCAUUCUGAUAAAAUGAAAAUGCUUGGCCCUUUCACCAUGGGAAUUGGCAUUUUCAUUUUCAUUUGUGCUAAUGCCAUUCUUCAUGAGAACCGUGACAGAGAAACCAAAAUCAUACACAUGAGGGACAUCUAUUCUACCGUCAUAGACAUCCAUGCGCUCAGAAUCAAGGAGCAAAAGCACAUGAAUGGCAUCUACACUGGCUUGAUGGGAGACACAGAAGUAAAACAGAAUGGGAGCUCCUGUGCUUCCAAAUUGGCUGCAAAUAGCAUCGCCUCUUUCUCAGGUUUUAGGAGCAGCUUCCGCAUGGACAGUUCCGUUGAGGAAGAUGAGCUUGCAUUAAAUGAAAAUAAUAAGACUUUGGGGAAUCUCAUGCCCCCUUUGCUGUCUGACAGCUCUGUCUCUGUCUUUGGCCUCUACACUCCUCCUUCCAAGACCGUGGACGAUAAGAACAGUGGCCCUAAGAAAUGUGAAACCAAGUCCAUUGUGUCAUCAUCCAUCAGUGCUUUUACUUUGCCUGUAAUCAAACUUAAUAACUGUGUUAUUGAUGAGCCCAGCAUAGAUAACAUCACUGAGGAUGCUGAUAAUUUCAAAAGCAGGUCAAGGAAUCUGUCCGUGGAUUCUCUCCCUCUGCCCAAUACCGGUGAAUCCUUCCAGCCAGUGAAUCCUCUCCUCCCACGGAAUCAUUCUGUUGGGGAGUCAUUGUCAAGCCAGUAUAAGUCCUCUGUGGCCCUUGGGCCUGGUUCUGGGCAGCUCUUGUCUCCUGGGGCUGCACGAAGACAGUUUGGCUCCAAUACAUCCUUGCAUUUGCUCUCAUCACACUCUAAAUCUCUAGAUUUAGACCGAGGCCCCUCAACCCUAACUGUGCAGUCAGAGCAACGGAAACAUCCAAGUUGGCCUCGUUUGGAUCGAAGCAACAGCAAAGGGUAUAUGAAACUAGAGAACAAAGAAGACCCGAUGGAGAGGUUGCUUGUGCCCCAAGCUGUGAUCAAAAAAGACUUUACCAAUAAGGAGAAACUUCUUAUGAUUUCAAGAUCUCACAAUAAUUUGAGUUUUGAACACGAUGAAUUUCUGAGUAAUAAUCUAAAGCGGGGAACAUCUGAGACAAGAUUUUAAUGUUUAAAUAUAUAAUUUUGCAGACUAUAUAUUUUUAAACUAUUUUUACCAUUGUUUCCUUGAUAACGCUUUAGUUGUAAACCUUCAAAAUGAAAUGGUGUGUCCUGUACUAGAUAUGGCUGCUUAAUUCUGUAACUGAGAUGGUUUUAAGUUUGGGUUACUUAUUAUUAUAAUACUCUGUAUUGUCACAUACGAGAUUAUUUUUUCCAGUCCUUUAAAGCAUGGUCUCUUUAAUUAAUAUGAAUAUAAAUUGCUUCCAUCUGAAUUAAAGCUCAUUUCCUUUACUUUUAUAUUUGUUGACUUGUGGUCAUACUCAUAGAAUGAAAUGUUCAGUUUGGAAAAGAUAGGAUACCAAAGUGAGGGAUUGAAGUUCUAGAUGACUAAAUGAAGUUCUAGACACUCAACAUGUAGUUAAAAGCUACAAAUGAAUGUACAUAAAAAAUUUUAGCUAUGUUCUUCUGAAUAAUUCCUAUACAUAGAUUUGGUUGAAUUUUUUAAAAGGAAACGAUCUAUCUACCUUCUGUGUGAGCUAAAUAAUGUGAAUUGGUUAAAUUGGUUUAGUUCUGUAUGAGCUAAUUAAUAUGAAGUACUAAGUUCAUUGUGAGCACUAGGUAGGUAGUACUUUUUCAAAAUCAGUUUUAUUUUCAUGAAUUUUUGUCAACAAACCAUGUAUUCCAGAACCAUGGCUGAGAAUGCCAGAUAUUCUUAGAGGUAAAUAUUAAAAAUACUAUUAGCUAUUACUUUAGAUAUUCAGAAUUAAAAUUUCUUCAUAACUGACUUGAAAAUUUAAAGAAUCAAUAUAGUUUUAGAUAUUUUAUCUUGGAGUAUUUAUAUACGUAAAGAACUGCUGGCCAAUGAAUACAGUAUGUGCUAGUUACUCUUAGUAUCAGACUUUUUUCUAGCCAUCUGUACUACCAACCAAUAGACCCUCGUUCAUACAUUUUUGUUUCCCCUCAAUAUUUCUAGAUUGUGGUAGUAGGUGAAUAAUCAGCUAAAUUUGAUAUUUCUUAUUAUCUUUACAUAUCACUGACUUUGAGUUGGAAAAAAAUUGGUUGUUGAUAAACUACCUUGAAAUUGACGUUGUGCUGGAAGGCCUUAUGAUGAUUCCAAAGACAUUCUAUGAUGUAACCAAAUUUAGGAUUGUGGUUCUCAGUUACUGCAGAUAAAAAUAAUACUAAAAACUUGUUUCCAUCAGAAAAUUUUGAUGUUUCUCAUUAAUGUAGAGAGUUUUAAAAAUAGUUUAAUUGCAUACUCAGGAAAUUUUAUAGUUUUUCUCCCAAUAUCUAAAUAUUUCUGAACUGUCAAUAUUGUGGAUGUUGAGGACAAGUAAGAGGAAGAAAUUCUGUAUUUGUAGCUCUCCAUAAUGCACUUUGCACUGACAUACUGAGCUGACCUGAAUUUAAGCACAGUGUUACUUGAUAGAACAUCACUGUGUGUUAUAAUAGAGUAGGCUCAGUAGUUUACUAUGAAUUACUUAAUAAACUUAUGUUCUUAAUAGAAGUUCAUGUUCAUACAUUUUUAAUAUUUUUAAAUAAAAUGUAUGUUUUUGUUUUAAGUACUGAUUAUUAAAUUUUCAGAUACACUCUACUAAAGGUGAUCCAGACAUUGGAGCAAUAGUACAGUGGGUAGGCCAUUUUCCUUGCACACAGCCAAUCCGGGUUUGAUUCCCAGCAUUACAUAUGGUCCCCUGAGCAGUUCCAGGGGCAAUUCCUGAGUGCAGAGCCAAGAGUAACCCCUGUGCAUUGCCGGGUGUGACCCAAAAAUAAAUAAAUAAAUAAAUAAAGGUGAUCCAUACCCUUAUAUGUA